GAACCAUUAUCACCUUUCAGCACUAAAUUAGAUAGGCAGUUAGCGCCUAUCACCCAACACCCCACCCUCUCCACACCAAAGGGAAAAACACUCUUCCUUUUCAUUAGAAAACUAACUUUCACCUUCAGAAAGAUGAAAAGACUCAGGCUCAUGAUUCUUUCGACACUAAUCGUAGUGUUGUUUCAUGUGUUUGUUGAUGCAGGCCAGAACCAGAAAAAGACUUACAUAAUUCACAUGGAUAAGUUCAACAUGCCUGCUGAUUUUGAUGAUCAUACCCAUUGGUAUGACUCAUCUUUGAAGUCAGUGUCCAAGAGUGCCAACAUGCUUUACACCUACAACAGUGUCAUCAAUGGCUACUCAACACAGCUAACAGCUGAUGAAGCCAAAUCACUAGAACAGCAACCAGGAGUUAUCUCGGUCCACGAGGAAGUGAAGUAUGAGCUUCACACCACUCGAUCCCCUACAUUUUUAGGACUUGAAGGACGCGAAAGUAGAUCAUUCUUUCUUCAGACUGAGACAAGGAGUGAUGUCAUUAUUGGUGUGCUGGACACAGGUGUUUGGCCUGAAUCAAAAAGUUUUGAUGACACUGGACUAGGUCCAGUCCCUACGAGCUGGAAGGGCACGUGUCAAACUGGCAAGAAUUUUGACGCAUCAAGCUGUAACCGGAAACUCAUUGGUGCGAGGUUUUUCUCACAAGGUUAUGAAGCAGCUUUCGGGGCAAUUGAUGAGACCACGGAAUCCAAGUCACCAAGGGACGAUGAUGGCCAUGGUACACACACUGCAACUACAGCAGCUGGCUCGGUUGUAACCGGAGCUAGCCUCUUUGGUUAUGCCGCCGGUACAGCACGGGGGAUGGCUUCACACGCAAGAGUGGCUGCAUACAAGGUAUGCUGGACCGGAGGAUGUUUUAGCAGCGACAUACUAGCAGGGCUGGACAAGGCCGUCAUAGAUGGUGUAAAUGUGCUCUCACUGUCCCUUGGUGGCACAAUUUCUGAUUAUUACAGGGACAUAGUUGCAAUUGGAGCAUUUUCUGCAGCUUCUCGAGGAAUCUUUGUCUCAUGUUCAGCGGGGAAUGGCGGUCCAAGCUCUGGGACCCUAUCCAACGUUGCACCAUGGAUAACUACUGUAGGUGCAGGAACUAUGGACCGUGAAUUUCCAGCAUAUAUUAGCAUUGGAAAUGGAAAAAAGCUCAAUGGAGUAUCACUUUAUAGUGGAAAGGCAUUGCCAAGUUCUGUGAUGCCACUAGUGUAUGCUGGAAAUGCCAGCCAAGCAUCAAAUGGAAAUUUAUGCACAAGUGGUAGUCUAAUUCCAGAAAAAGUUGCUGGGAAAAUUGUGGUAUGUGAUCGGGGGAUGAAUGCAAGGGCACAAAAGGGUUUGGUUGUGAAGGAUGCUGGAGGAAUAGGGAUGAUUUUGACAAACACCGACACUUAUGGAGACGAGUUGGUUGCUGAUGCACAUCUCAUACCUACAGCUGCAGUUGGUCAAACUGCUGGCGACUUGAUCAAACAGUACAUAGCUUCUAACAGUAAUCCAACUGCCACAAUUGCAUUUGGAGGUACCAAGUUGGGUGUUCAACCAUCGCCAGUUGUUGCAGCUUUUAGUUCCAGAGGGCCAAACCCAAUCACACCAGAUAUACUUAAACCUGAUUUGAUAGCACCAGGUGUCAAUAUUCUUGCUGGUUGGACAAGGAAAGUUGGACCAACUGGUUUGCAAGAAGACACCAGGAAUGUAGGUUUCAACAUCAUCUCUGGAACUUCCAUGUCAUGUCCCCAUGUAAGUGGGCUAGCAGCACUACUCAAAGCUGCCCAUCCAGAAUGGAGUCCAGCAGCUAUAAGGUCAGCACUGAUGACUACUAGUUACAGCAAAUACAAGAAUGGAAAAACAAUUGAUGAUGUCGCAACAGGAAUGUCAUCUACACCAUUUGAUUAUGGUGCUGGACAUGUGAAUCCAACAGCAGCUGUCAAUCCUGGUUUAGUGUAUGAUCUCACAGUCGAUGACUAUAUAAACUUCCUUUGUGCCUUGGACUACAGCGCGAGUAUGAUCAAGGUCAUUGCGAAGAGAGUCUGGUCCUGUGACAAAAAUAAGGAGUACAGAGUUGCUGAUCUUAAUUACCCAUCUUUUGCCAUUCCUUUGGAAACGGCCUGGAAUGAACAUGCAGAUGGUAGUGCACCCAAACCCACAGUGACCAGAUACACAAGGACUCUAACAAACGUGGGAAACCCAGCUACAUACAAGGCCUCGGUCUCUUCUGAAACACAGGAAGUGAAGAUUCUGGUUGAGCCACAAACACUUACUUUCAGUCGAAAGAACGAAAAGAAGACCUACACUGUGACAUUCACUGCUAGUUCCAAGCCAUCAGGCACAACUAGCUUUGCUCGACUAGAGUGGUCAGAUGGAGAACACGUUGUUGCUAGCCCGAUUGCUUUCAGCUGGACAUGAUUCUGCUAGUUCUAAGUCAUUCACUGCAAAUGUACAAGUGCUUAUAUUCCUUUAGUAUAAUUACUAGUGUGAAGCAGUUACUCCUCUAAUAUUCCACCAACUGAACAAUUACUCCUGACCUAUAAAUAAGAGGCCUAGGCAAUUCUAGACAAGGAAAAUGUUGGUUACUUUGUCCAGCAAAAGGCUGGUGCUGUAUUUGCCAGAUAUAAUUAUGUAACAAACCACACAAUACGAGUGGAUAUAAUUUGGCUUUC
Lycium barbarum (goji berry) is the source of this 2693-nucleotide messenger RNA. RefSeq names its product subtilisin-like protease SBT1.7. The record is from RefSeq and is a predicted model, not a curated record. Gene Ontology annotation, biological process: proteolysis. The coding region runs from base 133 to 2439 and encodes 768 amino acids. The transcript has a single exon. Gene Ontology annotation, molecular function: serine-type endopeptidase activity. NCBI's taxonomy places the organism in Eukaryota, Viridiplantae, Streptophyta, Magnoliopsida, Solanales, Solanaceae.